UUAAAAUAUGAAUAAUUUGAAUAAUAAAAAAUGAUUAUAUGCAAUUAUUUAGCUUUUAAAGAAAUAUGAAAACUUUGAGAGUUUAAAGAGAGAUAUUUAAACAUUAUUUAUUCUUGAAUAAUAUUAUUAUAAUUUUUUUUUUUUAAAUUGAAAAAAAGAAUGUCUCUUUUUAUAUUAUUUGAUUUUAUAUUUUGAAGUGAGUUAUGCGCGAUUAUAAAGUAUGACGUUAAAAUUUAGCAAAUGCAAACUCGAUUUGGCUAAAUCAGAGUGAAAUAAAUCAGAGCGAAAUAAUCGCGAGCGACGACAUGUUCAGUCCGCUCGCGUGUGAGUUUCGUUUGUAGGUUCGUCGUGUUCCGCGUAGCGGAAAUUUUAUGUAGAUCUCGGGUAGGUAGGCCCGUGUAUAGCGAUCACGAUCGAGAAGGAAAGCCGUCGAUGUUUUCGAAAAAUAUCCCUUUCGACGAAAUCUUUCCUCGCAACUCGGCGAUCUCUUCCAAAUCUGGUAGUGCAAAUGACGUUUCGCGGUGAGAUCGCGGUUAGUCCACGGGCGAAGCAACAACGGCGAAGGUAAUUUCUCAAGAUAUAUAUCGUCUUUCUCAAGAAUAUGUUGGCGUCCGUUUAAAUGUCUAAAAACAAGGCUCCUUAUACCAAGCGAUGAGAGAGCGGAUCUGAUAAUGCGCCGAUUUACAACAGCGACCGAGACUGUUCAUAAUUCUGGAGGCGAGACCACCGGCAACAUUACGACCCCCGGGGGUGAAAUUCCGUCGCGACGCCGACGGAAGAUCGAUGCGGCCGCGCCGGCUUCGCCGCGGAAAAUGGCGAUCCCGGCCGGCAGGAAUUUCGCAAGCUGCUAUAUGGAACUGUGCAAGCAACAACGGUUACGACCGUUGCCGGUUAUAUGUGUCACUCUACCGCACAGCCUGGACUUUACCACCGAUCGCGUCAAGAUGGACGAUUGGGGCCCGAUCUUGAACUCCCUUUCCCUCGAUCGUUCGCUCAAGUCGAUUAGCGUGCACAGCAGAUAUCAAUGCCGUAAACCGUUGGAAGAAGUGAAUUCCGAGGACAAGGCGCGAGCGAUGGGUAAAGCCCCGGUAGUCCUCACGCGUUAUUUGCUGGAAUGGCUGUCGCAGAGCGUCGGCCAAUGCGUGAGAAAUUCGUCUAGCCUCACGCAUUUGGAACUCGAGGGUAUCCCGUUUCCAUUGGAUUGCAUCGCAGUGCUCUGCGUCGGUCUGUCGGGAACAGAAACUCUACACCAUCUGUCCCUACGACGUUGUUACAUCGGCGAUGCUGGCUGCGAAUUGAUUUGCCGAACGAUAGCGGACAAUCGCAGCGUGAGGUCGUUAAAUCUCAGUCACUGCGACCUCACAUCAAGCAGCGGUGGCCCGUUAGCAUCCGCGCUCUCCAGACAGAAACUGGCGCUUUACCACGAUACCUGGAAACAAUCGCUGAGAUAUCGCGAACCCAACUUCGAGGCGAUGCCAGGAUUACGUCGAUUGACUCUCAACGAUAAUCCGCAUCUCGGCAACUGUGCCAUAAUAGAGAUGAUCGAGGCUAUACGCGACAGUCUAUGGAUGAAGGCGCUGGAUCUUCAGCACUGCGGCUUGACGGAUCAGAUUGGCGGGGAUCUGAUGAACCUACUCGAUCAGAAUAAUACGCUGGCAGUGCUCGAUGUGAGGAAGAACGCAAACCUGAACGAUGAACUUGCGUCGGAGGUGAUGAGGAGGUUGGCGGAAAACGAAGUCGAGGGAAAGUCGGAAUACAAGUGGAUGGGAUUAGCGCCGAAGGACAAAAGAACCGUGUCGGCUGGUACUCGAAGAUGCAAUGAGAAUGAAGACACCGCGAAGCUCUCGAGAGCGCGAAGUGCCUUCACUAGGUAUGCGAAAAGAUCGUGCCAGGCGAUUCCUCCGAGAAGGACGAUUCCGACGUCACUUCCAUCAGAUUCGAAGAUGAAGAUCCGAUCGUCUUCGCCGCCAGUUCGCGACACUACUCAGCAACGACCCGAUUUGAUGCGAUCGCGAACGAUCAGUAACAUACAAAGGGUGCCCAAGGUCUCCCUUCACCUGAACCUUCAAUCCCGGAUACAACCCGCGGUGAAUCGUACCGAUCGCGAGGAUUUAAAGACAACACCGGAACAUAAAGACAUUAUGCAACGCUCCGAAGAAACGAGCUUGAGAAGCUUCGAUUCGACCAAAGUGGACGUCGGCACGCAAAGCGUGGACGAUCCGGAAGAAAUUCAGAGUAUUCUCAGGCAAUUAGCGGAAGCUCAGGCAGAACACGAUCGUCUCCUGGAGGAGACCAAGCGGGUUGAUCUUCUACUCAUCGAGGAACGCGCAUGCCGCGAGGCCGCCGAGGCGAACCUAAGAUCGGCGCAAAACAACAUAGCUAUACUGGAGGACAUUUUGAAGAAAAAGGAAAUAGAGACCAACGGCUGUCUACUGAUCAGUCAGCAGUCUUUGGACGAGAUAUGCCUAUCCUUUGACCGGCUCUUAGAUCUGCUAGAAAACGUCGCUAAACAGCCAUUCGACCAGACGCAGUUAAAUAUGCAGCAGAUCGCUAGUACGGAUAUCAAGCGACGUCUAGUGUCCGUCAUCAGGCAGACCAAGUCGGAGAACCUGAAGAAAGGUUACAAGAUGGAUAUCGAAUCGCCGCGUGUAUCGCACGUCGUGGACAGCGCGCGGAAACUCGUCAAGUCCGAGAGCGAUGUGAGAUCUAUCAUGCCGAUUCCGGCGACGCACCUCGAGAAGAAGAUCGGCGAGUGUCCGGAGAAUAAGGAGAUGCGCGAUCGGCGUCGUCACGACGUCGACGCGAAGUCGAUAUCGCCCGGCGAUCGGGCCCGUGCGAUUUUCGCGAGCAUCGUUAGCGGCGAGGCCAUGCUUGACUUCUGCUAG
Messenger RNA from Cataglyphis hispanica, 2885 nucleotides. Its product is annotated as centrosomal protein of 78 kDa-like. Bases 672 to 2885 code for a protein of 737 amino acids. Gene Ontology annotation, cellular component: centrosome. Gene Ontology annotation, molecular function: protein binding. The transcript has 2 exons. NCBI's taxonomy places the organism in Eukaryota, Metazoa, Arthropoda, Insecta, Hymenoptera, Formicidae. The record is from RefSeq and is a predicted model, not a curated record.